Diaporthe citri is the source of this 633-nucleotide messenger RNA. RefSeq lists its product as uncharacterized. The coding region runs from base 1 to 633 and encodes 210 amino acids. NCBI's taxonomy places the organism in Eukaryota, Fungi, Ascomycota, Sordariomycetes, Diaporthales, Diaporthaceae. The transcript is spliced from 2 exons. The record is from RefSeq and is a predicted model, not a curated record.
AUGGAAGCUCAACCGAUCAUACUUCUCAAUGGCUGGCCAGGGGUGGGAAAAGACACGGUUGCGGAGACACUCAGCCUUCUGAUCGGUGACAACAAAGCAUCAUUGUUGGAUUGGGGAAAGGGUCGAGGCGAGAGCUUUCAGCCCAUACCUGAUGACGAUGAAGUGGCACAAAAGGCUCAACGGGACGCAUGCCUUGCUGAUCAAGUCGAACAUCCAUCAACGUUCAGCAAGAUGGUCAUAUGCACAGACUGCCUGCCAGACACGCCACUGGGGAUGCGACUUGCUCGGGACUUCGAGGUCGUCGCGAAGAGGACCAACCGUUUAUUGAUCCCAAUCUAUCUGGAGUGUCAGGUGGAAGAAAACAUGCGGAGAUUACAGGAGGCGGAGAGAAGGGUUAGUCUGAAGGACAAGAUUCGAAGCCCUAACGAGGCCAAGACGGUCAGAUCCGAUGGAGGCAGCCUGUUCAUCUUCAAGGCACGAGAAGGCCUGAGCAUCAACAUCACCAAGAUGCUACCACAUGAAGCAGCCCUGAAGAUAUUGUCAUACAUCAGAGAUCUGAUCGAUCGUCGGAACGAAGAGCUGGUCAAUGAGGAGACGACGCCGUUGGAGGCGAGCGAGCCGGCGUGGGGUUGA